GCAUUGGCAGGGGUGAGCGCGCGGGGGGAGGCGGCUUAUUGUCUGGGGCUCCGGUGGUGGCGGCGGUAGUUCCAGCGGCUGGAGCUAGGGAUAGUGGCGACGGCGGCGGAUCAAUACUGCUGUUGGGGUCAGUGCGGGGACCUCGGGCUGGGGUGAAGCAGAUCGGGCGCCGCGUCCUAGCGGAGGGAGCGACAACUACGCAACGUCGGGAGCAGCGCCGAGACCAUGGCUGGAGGCAAAGCUGGAAAAGACAGUGGGAAGGCCAAGGCUAAGGCAGUGUCUCGCUCACAAAGAGCUGGACUACAGUUCCCAGUGGGCCGUAUCCAUAGACACUUGAAGACUCGUACCACAAGCCAUGGACGAGUGGGUGCUACUGCUGCAGUAUACAGUGCUGCAAUUCUGGAGUAUCUUACUGCUGAGGUGCUGGAACUGGCAGGAAAUGCUUCUAAGGAUCUCAAAGUAAAGCGUAUCACUCCACGUCACUUACAACUUGCAAUCCGUGGUGAUGAAGAGUUGGACUCCCUUAUCAAGGCUACCAUUGCUGGGGGUGGUAUGUAUUACCUUUUUAAAGGUAGAAGUUUGGGGUGUGUAUACAUAUAUUUAUACGUAUAUAUGACUGGCCAUUAAUCUGGUUGCAUUUGAGUGACUGGUUUUAUUGCUACUGUUGUUAUUACUUCUAGAUCUGUGAUUUCACCUAUGUGGGGAAUUUCUAGAAAUUCCCUCUACCAACUUAUUUCAAUCUUGUUCCUGAGGCAUUUAAAUAUUAAGGCAUUUGCUCAUGCUCACAUAACAGUUUGUCAAGAACAGGACUUAGUCUUGCUGACUAAGAAACCUGCCCUUUAUCUACUAUGCCAUGUUGUUUCUCACAGCCUAUUAUCCAAGGCUAACUAGUCAUUGUUAAGUAAUUUUCCUUAAGUAUAUAGGUAUGACCAUGUGAUUCCCUACUGUCAACUCCAAUGGCUUUCCCUUUUCUAUAGGAUAAAAUAAAACCCCUUCUGUUGAA
This is a messenger RNA of Monodelphis domestica (gray short-tailed opossum), 1003 nucleotides long. The record is from RefSeq and is a predicted model, not a curated record. NCBI's taxonomy places the organism in Eukaryota, Metazoa, Chordata, Mammalia, Didelphimorphia, Didelphidae.